AUGAAAUGCUUUGAACACAGUGCACCUUAUACUCUAAUUUGUUAAGUCAAGGAUUGCAACUAGAAAUUGUUGUGUAAUCAAUGUAUGAUCAAACAUAAUGCUCAACAUUAUCCUUUGAUUUAAAGUUUAUCUGAUAUGGAUUAUCAAAUUAAAUAGGUUCCAUAAUUGCUUGAAAAAGAUCUUGAUACUCUCAAAGCCAAAUUAUAUUCUAUUCAAAAUCAUAUGACAAUUGAAAAGGACUAACUUAAAAAAUAAUUGAUCAAAUUAUCUGAUGUUCUGAAAUCUCGAAUAAAUGCUGAAGUUGAUGAUUUUUGUUCUUCUGCUUUAGAAUAUACAAAUUCAUAUUAUAAAUAGUAUGAAACUGAUAUAGGCAGUUUGCUUGGAGUAAUAUCUGAACACUUAAAUAUGGUAGCUCCUUACACAACAAGAGUAAGACCAAUAAACGAAAAUUAAUUUGGAAUACUAAUGGAUUUUCAAGAAAAGAUGCUUGGCAAUAUUUUACCAACCUUAACAAAGAAGGCUGAAAUAAUUUCAAAACAAGUUCUAGAGAAUCAGUUAUAUAUGCGAACUGAUCAUUUUUAUGCAAUCGUUAAAACUGCUCUAGGAAAAGCAUUGUAGUCUUAUAAUUUAUUCAAGAAUAAUGAAUUUUAAAUAGAAUAAAAGAGAGCCAUGAAUUUACAAACUGAAUAGGAGCCAGAAUUAGUCAAAUCAGCAAUUUAUCCAAUGAGUGAAUUUAAAAGAAAUGCUAUAGAGUUAUUAAGAGAUCAUUAACAAUAAGAAAGAAAGUCUGUAAGAAUUUAUAAAGCAGAAGAAGGAUUUAAUCUACCCAAAAAUAGAAGUUCAGCAGAAAACAGUGGAACUAGAUAUAUUUAUGCAAAAGCAAUUAACACAGUAUUAAGUGGACAUACAGAUAUUGUGACUUGUAUUUGUAUAUAUUCUUAAUCUUCUUUAAUAUCUGCAGGAGGUGGAGGUAUUAUAAAAAUAUGGGAUAUUGAUGGAGGUUUGGCAUUGGGAUAGAUGAAUGAACAUGCAGGAGAUGUUUGGGCAUUAGUUAAAAUUAAUGAAAGUAAUUUUGGUAGUGCCAGUGCAGAUCAAACAGUGAGGAUUUGGAAUUAUUAAAGAAUGAUAUGUGAAAGUGUUUUAGUUGGACAUUUGCAACCUGUUAAAGCUUUAGUUUAUUUAAAAGAUUUAGAAUAUUUAGCAUCUGGAAGUUUAGAUAGCACAAUUAAAAUAUGGACAACAAAUAGGCCAAAGUUAAAACUCACUAUGUAAAAUAAUUAAAAAGUUAGAGCAUUAUGCUAUGUUUAAGCUAAGGGACUUAUAGUUAGUGGAGGUGAGAAUACUUUAAGUGUGUUUAAUAUAUUAAAUGGUUAUUGUAGAGAUUAAUUAGAAGGACAUACUGGAGAGGUGUUAUGUUUGAAAUAUCUAUAAGAAUCCUUAAUGGGAGAAUUUAUGUCAGUUAUUGCUUCUGGAGGAGCAGAUAAAAAAAUUAUUAUUUGGAAUCUUGAUAGAGGUAUUAAACUCCACAUUUUUGUUGGACAUUAAGAAGCAGUCACCUGCUUAACAUUUGAUAUUGAAAAUAGACAGUUAUGGUCAGGAGGAGCAGAUAGAACUAUUAGAUGUUGGGAUAUUGCACAAGGAAAAUCUAUCUUAACUGCAAAAAGACAUUCCGAACAAAUUAGUGCUCUUGAGUAUAUGUCUGGAAGAGAAUUAAUCAUAAGUGGAAGUUGGGAUCAUAGAAUAAGAAUUACAUAGCGAUCCAUUUUAAUGAAUUGA
Messenger RNA from Paramecium pentaurelia, 1776 nucleotides. The record is from the annotation of a GenBank genome assembly. Lineage: Eukaryota; Ciliophora; Oligohymenophorea; Peniculida; Parameciidae.